UAUAUAUAUAAAAUAAGAUAGCUUGUGUUGUGCCAUGAACAAGCAUAAAUACUAAGAUGGGAUGCAUUAAAGGGGAGAAUUGUGGAAGCCAGACACUCCAAAAACUUGCAGAGCAGCUUUAUAAUUUCAAACCCCCAAGUGUACAUGUCAAUGCCAAUGAAGAAGAGGCAGAGAGCAAGUACGGUGACAUUAGUAAUGGCUCAAAUUUUGGAAACAUGGAUUCUUUGUUAGUGCCAAAUGAGCAUUGCUGUAGCUGUGUAAAUUGGAAGGACAAGAGAGCAGCUGUGUUGAUUUGCCUCUUCGAAGGCCAGGAAGGGGAGCUGCGAGUUAUUCUGACAAAGAGAUCUAUGAAAUUGUCUUCUUAUCCAGGAGACGUAGCAUUGCCAGGAGGAAAAAUGGAAGAUGGAGAUCAAGAUGAUUCCGCAACCGCACUAAGAGAAGCCAUGGAAGAGAUUGGAUUAGAUUCGGAAUUGGUUAAAAUUGUUGCCAAUUUAGAGGCUUUUGAUUCCCUGAACGAGCUUAAGGUUGUCCCUGUGAUAGGUCUAAUAUCCAGGAUAGAAGAUUUCAAUCCUGUUCUCAAUUCCCAUGAAGUUGACGCCAUUUUUGACGCUCCACUGGAAAUGUUUCUCAAGGCAGAAAAUCAUAGAAUUGAAGAGAGGGAAUGGAUUGGUUGGAAAUAUAUUCUCCAUUGUUUUGAUUUCGAGUCUAAACAAGGGAUUGCUUUUCACAUAUGUGGCUUGACUGCAAGCAUUCUGAUUAGAGCAGCCUCUGUUAUCUACCAAAAGCCUCCGGAUUUCAAGUAUGAACAUCUUCUUGACUUUCAAGAGUUGCAAAGAGCCUUGAAUAGCCUGGCUUAAUCACUUGAUUGUAUUAUAUUCAGCGGUGUAAUUACAAUGUAAUAUCUAUAGGUCAAAAGUUUGGCUGCAUUAGUUAAAACGGCAAUUUAAUUUCUCAAGAAAUCCGUGGCUCUUUUUGUAACACUCUGACCAAUGGGUCUGAGUUUGUGGGAUGGUCAUAGCAUUUUUCCUGAGUUUGGAGAAAUUAUUAUCUAUUUCAACACAUAUUUUAUUA
This is a messenger RNA of Mangifera indica (mango), 1071 nucleotides long. RefSeq names its product nudix hydrolase 15, mitochondrial-like. The coding region runs from base 57 to 857 and encodes 266 amino acids. Lineage: Eukaryota; Viridiplantae; Streptophyta; Magnoliopsida; Sapindales; Anacardiaceae. The transcript has 4 exons. Gene Ontology annotation, biological process: coenzyme A catabolic process. The record is from RefSeq and is a predicted model, not a curated record. Gene Ontology annotation, molecular function: acetyl-CoA hydrolase activity; coenzyme A diphosphatase activity.